This is a messenger RNA of Orussus abietinus, 1840 nucleotides long. RefSeq lists its product as uncharacterized. The coding region runs from base 863 to 1276 and encodes 137 amino acids. Lineage: Eukaryota; Metazoa; Arthropoda; Insecta; Hymenoptera; Orussidae. The record is from RefSeq and is a predicted model, not a curated record. The transcript is spliced from 4 exons.
UUCUCACCUAGAGUAGGUCCAACCGACCGAUACAUUUUUUUUUCUCUCUCUCUUUCGAAACUUGUCACCGCAAGGUGCCUUGCCGUGGAAAAUAGUCUACAUUUUAACCAGCUAGUAUAAUGAUGGAACGGGGUUCUCGAUCCUGCUUCGCAAAGUAAAAUACAUUACCCGACGUCUUGGAAAUUGGGAAAAGAUACGAGAUUGAUAAUCAACGUCCAACUUCGUCGGAGCUUUGGGAAGAGCGGCACAGUAUAGGUUAUGUUACAAAAACUAAUUGUUCAUAUCGUCGAUAAGGUGCGCUCCAAUUAAAUGGCGUCUCGUCCCGGGACCGUCCAACAGGUAGAGGACUUUUUUUUUUUCUCAUGUGGAAUAAUGAGCGAAAAAUUAACUCUCUGAGUGGGAUUAAUUACUUGUCGCGAUCUACACAUUUCUUGUUAGCGAAAUUUCAUUAUGUACUAGAACAUUGAUUGUAUAAAAUAUCAUGAGUGCUGUGACCGGAACCACGGCGAGGGAUGAACAGGCAAACUGAUAAUUCUAUUAAAUUACAGUUCGUUGCCGUAAUGUUAUUAAUUCUUCCAAGGUCGUUCACUUUUUCAAGUGGUCGAAUUUAUGAAAAUUGAGCCCCGCCUGUAAUUCGCUUUAACUUAGCUCGAUUAUUUGUUGAACUUGCAUUGUUGAUAGAAUCUGCUUUCCCCAGGAAUUCCUCUUUUUCUGUUCUCUUUCUAGAAAGUGACUUUUUCACUCGGUAAAGGAGUUUGGAUCUCGUAGGGACUUUUUUUUUUCGGACACCAAUCCUGAUCUCCUAAGUGACUUUCAAAUGGAAACUUGAAGAUCUGAGAUGAACUGAGAUGAGAAUUUAAAAAUGGCCUUCUUCCUCGGCCCUGAUCAUCGCUUGGAUAAAGUGUCUCGGAUGAGCGACAUUUGCCGAUGGGCGAUCCUUGCUCCUAGGAGUGAUCAUCGCCGGAUAUCCGGAAGCGGAUUAAUCGUCCAUUGGCAAGUAAACAUGAUCGAGGAAGGAAGGCGCUUGGCAAAAGCCAAGCAGGAUGUCGAAGAUCCCAGGAAGUUCCUGAAACGAGAGCCUCGACGAGAAAAUGAAACGAUACGGCUUGGGGUGCCACUUUUGCAUGCCCUUAAAAUGAGAGUGCAAAGGAAAUCGCGGCAAGACAAACGUAUGCAAACGACCCGCCUAGCUCGCCGACAGAUUGUGGCAAAGAUACGAGAAGCACAUUUCGCAAAUGACAUCAGGUCGGCAACGAGCGAUCCGGUUCGCAUGUAGCGCGCUAAAGCGAUACACCAGGUUGCAAAACGAUACGUAUGGAAAGUGAUUAGCCGCAUUCGAGUAGGAAGCGAUAAGACAAUGAGAAGACGUCAUCCGAGCCGGGGUCUUGCUGUCGGACACGGUACUACGCAUUCGUUAUUGCAUGGAUCCCGAGUGACAAGCGGUUAAUUGGAGGAAAUCGGCGUAUUGGAUGUAAAGUUCUAUGGGAGGGCGAAGAAUCUGGACGAUCAGCGAUCCCGGCAGAUAAGGCGAGUGCCAUUCGCAUUUUCUUUUUUUUUUUGUUCCUUCCAUGAAGAUGGAUAAUGGUCUUGGACGGGACCGCCACUUUGUUAUACUGGACCUUCGCUGGAUGACUCCCAUCGAGGCUGAGGAUCGUCGAACUGCGAAUUUCUCCGACAAAAUGGCCGAAAAAGAAGCUCAUACCUUCCCUAACGGAAACAUGUAUUUCCGAUGCCGCCAAUGGAUAUGAGCUCCCUUAAGGUGAUUUUAAAGCGACGCCGUAGGUCUCGUCUAUGGUACUUUUCCCCGAACUGGAUGUACCGAAUUUAAAAAUUGUAUCUU